Molecule: messenger RNA, 567 nt
Organism: Gongylonema pulchrum
Lineage: Eukaryota; Metazoa; Nematoda; Chromadorea; Rhabditida; Gongylonematidae
Source: the annotation of a GenBank genome assembly
AUGGGCUGGUGUUGCAGACCUGCCGAGAAGAGUGUUUUGCUGGCUCAGAAUUGCGGUCCAAGUAGUGCUAAAAAAGUGUCGAAAAAGAUUGAUCCGGCAUGGAUGGGAUUUCACUUAUCCCCUUUUGCACACUUAUACAGAAUGCGAAGAAAAAAUAUACCGUGCAGUUACUGUUUGAAAGCGUUGAUUCGUGAUUGCACAUCCACAUCCAGUCCUCCCGUGAUUGCACAUCCACAUCCAGACAUCCAGUCCUACAGCAAGGAGCAAGCUGUGGAACCUUUGAUAGCUAAACCCAGAAAUUAUCGUGCUGGCUUGGGUUCGUGCAUUCAUCCGACCAAAGAACAAGAAAUUCACGGCGGCGAAUCAGCCAGGAAUGAGGAAGGCAGCAGUGUGCCCACAGAUGUUAUCUCAUAUCUCUCAUCGAGCAACUUCGCAUCGCUGCAAGAUUCCGUUUCAAAAGCAACUUUGCAAUCGAUCGCCGAGAUGGGCUUCGUCAAAAUGACUGAAAUACAAGCGAAAUGCAUCCCACCAUUGCUUGAGGUUAUCCAUUUUGCAUUGUUUCACUGA